This is a messenger RNA of Filobasidium floriforme, 5487 nucleotides long. RefSeq lists its product as uncharacterized. Gene Ontology annotation, molecular function: protein binding; transcription coregulator activity; double-stranded DNA binding. The transcript has 6 exons. The record is from RefSeq and is a predicted model, not a curated record. Bases 330 to 5297 code for a protein of 1655 amino acids. Gene Ontology annotation, cellular component: nucleus. Gene Ontology annotation, biological process: regulation of transcription by RNA polymerase II. Lineage: Eukaryota; Fungi; Basidiomycota; Tremellomycetes; Filobasidiales; Filobasidiaceae.
CUGGACGAGAGCAGACGAUACUACGACUACGCACUGCCGAAGCGACCUUUUUAUAAUAGCACAUCGUAUUCGUGUAUACCUUUCCCAGCACGCAGACCGGCUGGCCGAACAAUCAAGCGGCAAGCGGUCAAGAUACCGGAUCAGACGAGGCGAUCAACAUCUCCUCCGCCUGAUUAGAACGGCAAUUGGCGAGUCGAGAGUAGAAAAAGGAGUUCAAAGUUGGCUUCUCUCGCGAACGUAAUCGUCGUCGACUAGGAUCGUUCAAGUCCCAUCGCCUCCAUCUCUCAUACUCGCACUGGAAACGCUCACAUCGUCGCUACUAUGAAGCAAUGAUCGAAGCGUCCCCUUCUCCCACGUCCACCCAGUACACAGCGACCUCUGCAGAUUCGGAAUCACUCCCAACAAUCUCUAGCCGGAACUCGAUCGAGGACGACCGGAGUCCAUUCCCCGUGAUACGUUUCCCGGGGAGUACACCCGAACGUCAGGGAGGCAUCGAUACCGCACCGCGAGGUCUGGCAUUUAAAGACCACGUGGAACAGGAAGAGACGAUGGAUGGACUGGUCAAGAUGGAGGAUGGACUGGUACACGAUGUAAGAGGACAUCCUGGGAGAGCACAAGGAGUCCAGGGAAACAUUCACCAGCACGGAUAUGAGAACGGGACGGGGGAUAUGCAUAUGGAACUGGGAUAUACGGAUGACACCCCUAUGGCUGCGAACCCCAAUGGAAACGGGACGUCGUUUUUCAACAACCUCGACGGGAUGCCGAACGUUCAUGACCAAAAUCACAGCUAUACGCAGAACAAUCCAUCCUUCUUGUAUACGCAACCCCAAGCGCAACAGAGGAAUCUCUUUUCGAACGGCAACAUCGGCAACACUAGCGGCCCUUACGAAUCACCUCGCCAUUCUCCACACCGAAUAGACGUCAAGCCAUUGACUCAGAAUGGACCUAGCAUGGGUGAACCAGGACCUUCUAGUUCUAGUUUUGCCCAGCAUCGUCCUGGAUCAAGAGGAACCGCAGCAUCCUCGUCAGUGUCGCCCGUCAUGGCUCGUAACAACACCUUCCGACCGGCUCCUUUCAGCCAAGCCGUCCCCGUCCCCGCUAGCAUGCCUCCACCGUCUCCUGUCGGUUUGCGAGUCGGCCUGACCGAUGCCGAAUCUGAUCAAGCGAGGUCGGUUCCCGGGUCUAACAGGAAACCAAGGCGGUCUGCCAAACCACGAACGUCCAUCGCUUCGACAUCGAGUGUAGGGGAUAUCGGAGCGAACUUUGCAGGAAUGGGGUUGAUGAGCGACAGCAGCAACAACAAUAAUCAGGUCCACGGUAACCCUCAUCUUCAACAUCGUCACCAACAACAGCAGCAUCAUCAGCAGGUGUCUGCGGGAGUCGGACAGGGCAUACCCUUCCCCUAUGGGAUGCCGUAUAGCGCACAGACCAGCACGAUGCCGACCCCGACUGGUUCGAAUGAGGAGGACGAUAGUAGCACCAAGCACUGGAAGGUUUCUUGUCCGCCUUCGUCUACGUUGAACAAUCUUCCGCUGUUCAUCCAUGGCAUCAAACGCCGGGGGGCCAAGUCGAGAGUGGAAACGCAGAUCAAAAUGAAGAUCACCGUGGCCAGAAACACAGCCGCGGCCGCGGGUCAAGUGUCGGAUGGGUUCAACUCGCCGUACGGUCAACAAGCUGACGUGGUAGAUGGGAUGAACGGGAACAUGAAUGUGCCUGGGACCGGCCCGCAGAGCCCGUGGCACAGUCCAUUCGAGAAGAUUGGGACGUACAAGGCCGUCAAGAUCCGAGCUGGAAUGGGUGCCAGACGGAGGACUCGGAAGACCGCAGACAAGGCAGGGGAUCCGAAUUCGUUGGGACCUUAUCGGCCAGAAGAGGUCCUGUUCCUCUACACCGAGGUGUGGUGCACGGAUCACCCUGUCAGGGCGUAUGCUUGUGCUCGAUGUGUGAAUAGGGAACGUCGGCGUGCUCAGGCUAGGACGCCUACCGCGAAAAAGGGCGUGGCACCGUCUGAGUCGGACGAACCUGUCAAUGGGCUUGGGCAGAAGGCGGUAUCGACGUCUCACCUAGGUCUGGAACCUGCCUACGAGCCUGUCGAUGAAGAGGGACUGACGCAGGAGGACAAGGAGCGGAUAUUGCUCUUCAACUGCGGACCGUUGGUAGAGCUGAUCGAUGGCGAGUGCGAUUUACCGGCUCGGCUGACGUGUUACUGCAAGCAUCACAAGGAAAAGACUGGAUUCAGGGUUGUUUUCCAGCUGCAUGACCACCUGGGCCGACUAGUUGCGAGUGCAACCACACCGCCGGUCAUGAUCACUGACGAUCACAAGACACCGACAGCAAAGGCUACAUCUGUCACGAGCGCAUUGACUGACGGCGGAGUCAGCGCGUCUUCGAAAGGAGGCGUCAACCCGAUGCGGUCCAAGCCAAAGACGAAAAAGAUCAGAGAAAGUUCUGCUUCAACGGAAGAGGAUAAAAAGUCGACGGCCUCGAAGCGACCUCGACAAGCAAAGCCUUAUGACCGCAAAGCUCAAUCGGAUGCCAAGUCGGCCGUCUCGAACGCAGGGCCAGUCUCGCCGCGGGGAUCCUUUACACCACUUGGCCUCUCGAUGACACCGCUGAACGGCCGGUCUGUGCCAGGGUCGCCUAUGCCAGCCACCGGAAACAGAAACUCCUACUUUGUUCCGACGGGAAUGGCAGAGCCAGGCUCGGGAGCAAUCUCGCCCAGUCUGGUCAUGACUGGCGGACCGUACGAGGGGCAAACUCCUUGGACGAAGCAAGGUAGUCCGAACGGCCUGUCCGCCGCCUUGCCCGCGAUCUCGCAGCAAUUAUCACAGUGGGCCGCCAGUAACGGUCAGGGGCAGCUUCACAACCAGGAACACGAUUUGGGCAACAACGCCAAUGGAAUGCAAUUGGACGAGCAAUCGUGGCAAUUCGGUUUGCAGGAUCCCAACAUGAACCCGAUGGCGAGCGGAGAAUUUGCUCAUAUGAUUAGUACUAAUGCCGGCCAGUUUCAAUUGCAACAACCCGACUUUGGCAACGGUAUGGCUAAUCAGCACCGGAUGCAGUCUCAGUUGGGUCUCAAUCCCUUUGGGCAAACGGAUCAUUCCGCUCUGCUUCAACAGUCGCCGGGGCAUAGGAUGCUGGAACCGGAGCCGGAUUUCGAGUCCAUGCUCAACUUUUCGCCGCAGAGCUCGCCUUCAACAUUACCUCAAGACUUUGCAAGUCCCACUUCGGAUCUUCACGACGCUUCCAAUUCGGGAUGGUCCCCUAUAGUGCCUCAUCAACCGAGCUCGACGCAAUUCGUCCCGCAACCUCUACCAGCUGUCCCCACUCAGCCCAGACCAGCCAUCAACCGAUUGGUACCGGCUGAAGGACCCACUCACGGGGGCGUCGAGGUCACAAUUUUGGGAGAGCAUUUCCACCCUGGCAUGGUUUGUAUGUUCGGCGCUUUCCCUGCUGUCACGGUCCAGUCGUAUGGACCCACUACGCUCGUCUGUCUGUUGCCGCCGAAUCCAAACCCAGGCCCAGUGCAGGUUCAGGUCAUUGGAGACAAUGGCCAGCCUGUCCAGCUACUACAAGGCCAGCAGCCGGCCAUCUUCACCUACAACGAUACUACUGACAGGAAACUUAUGGAAAUGGCGCUUACCGCCGUCGGUCUGCGAGUCACUGGACAGGUUGUUGGCGCUGUUGAGAUCGCGCGGCGUAUCAUGGGAGGUCCACAAGGAGCUGAUCAGCAGGGCCAAGGCUAUCAGAACGGCAGCAACGGCCCGCCUGGCCAUCAAAUGGCGCAUACUCAAAGUGACAUGUCGUCCGAAGAACAACAACUGGCAGAUGAAUUGGCGAGCGCGAUCUAUUCGAACACGAACAAGGACGUUCAGGCGGCCGUCAUCAAGUUCCUGGUCGCCUUCCUGCCGACUGAUUCGAGAUCUAGAAGCUUUUCGCGACGCAAGCAUUCCGGUCAGACGGCACUCAACCACGUUUCACCAGAGGGACAGACGCUGUUACACUUAGCGUCAUUGCUUGGAUUUGGCGAUCUUGUGCACUUGCUGCUUCGUGCGGAUGCUACUGUUGACAUCCACGAUCGAAACGGAUAUACCGCGUUCAUCUUUGCAGCUAUGGCGGGACACGCCAAUGUCGCUCGACUGCUGCUAGCUGCUGGCGCGCGUGAGGCCUCCUGUACGUUCAGCAAUCAAACCGCGGCGACGCUGGCUCAUCGAGCGGGUCAUGGGGCCGAGUACGCUACCGUCUAUAGCCGUAGCAGGCGGAUGCACGGCCAUUCUCCAGCUCAACCUGGCAUGCGUCGAACAUCAAUGACGAGCGAGUCUUCGAUCGAUGGCGACAACCCGAGCUCGGCGACGGACAACGACUCGGUCGAGGAGGACAUUUGGGCGAUUUCGCCGAAUAGACUGACGACUCCUGCCGACAUAAUGGCGGUACGAGAACCUGCCAGUCCUAAUCUGCCCCAGCUACUUCCCAAGUCCAAGUACGAUGUACGGGGCGAGACCGAUGGAGGCAGUAUCACACCUCGUGCUUCUCGCACGCCGUUACCUUCCAUGCCGUCGCCGCAAGGGGAUCAUCCGCCUCCCUAUAUGGCCGUAGACAAUGCCAACUGGCUGCAGAGGACGCUAUCCCACCUCCCGCAGUCUCGAGGUAUGCCGCCUGCGCCACACAUCAAAGACUUCAUACCGCCUGCACUGUGGGAGAAGCUGCCGUCAGCACAAGUCUUUGUGCCGCAGAUGCCUCAAAUGCCUCAGAUGCCGCAGAUGCCCCAAAUACCAGGCUCAGAGACACAGUGGGGCGCUCAGACUUGGUUGGCCAUGCCAAUGAGCGCGUUCAUGGCUGCCAUCUCUCGUAGUGGCGUUGAAACCCCGGAUGGUGCGCCAACUCCUCAGGUCGUAGCCGCGCCCACAAAAUCUUCGGCGAUUCAGACCAGAAAGGAGGAAGUGGCUAGGCAGCAAGCGGUACAGACCGCCCAGGCUAUCGGCUCGGUCAAUAUGACUGCACCCGUUGCUACACCGUCAAAGCGGAAGGAGUUGCGUUCCAGGAGGCCCAAGGAAACGUCAAGCAGGAUUCGACAAGAGCAGGUUACUGUGCAUACGCCUGUGAGGAGGAGCAAUCUGGCUUACGAAGUGCAACGACCGCCUCCGCCAGCUAAAGUGGACAAGAUGUUGUUCCUCUUUUGGCUUCCCGUCCUGGCUAUCGCUUUCGUCUACACUAUAGUUACAAGCCUGCCCUUCACCAUAGGCAAGGCUCUAUUGGGUCCCAUCUUAGGACCUCUGACCAGGUUUCUGCACAUCUGAUGUAUCUCGCCCAAGCUGCUUUCAGUAACGUUCAAAGCAACCAGAACACGAUCUCCAGUCUGUAUCGAUAGAGUAUCGCUUGAACCUCUCUCCGGGUUGUAUCAAGUAGUCCUUCUGCAGCUUAUUAACAGGCACACACAUCGUCAUCGAGGAUAUACUUCCGGUCACCGGUGUCACGUAAUGAUUCGGG